Saccostrea cuccullata (small rock oyster) is the source of this 1841-nucleotide messenger RNA. RefSeq names its product ATP-dependent DNA helicase RecQ-like. The record is from RefSeq and is a predicted model, not a curated record. The transcript has a single exon. Gene Ontology annotation, cellular component: cytoplasm; chromosome; nucleus. Gene Ontology annotation, molecular function: 3'-5' DNA helicase activity; four-way junction helicase activity. The coding region runs from base 293 to 1195 and encodes 300 amino acids. Gene Ontology annotation, biological process: double-strand break repair via homologous recombination. Lineage: Eukaryota; Metazoa; Mollusca; Bivalvia; Ostreida; Ostreidae.
UAAAUAAACUAUUUUAAAAUUGUAAGGCCUAAAAUAAAAAAAAAUUUGUUUGCAGUUGCCUACUGACCCAAUGAAAGGCCACCUGAUGCAAACUUUUUUUUUUAGCCAUUUAGUAAAUUAUUUUUUUCGAUUUUUCAGGAUAUUGAAACUAUCUAAUUUUCAGUAUUUGACUUUUGUUUUUAUCAAUCAGUAGUUUAAAACAAUAGUGCAACUUAUUCAUCUUUAGUAGGCCUUUGAAAAGCUCUAUUAUUUGUUAUCUAACAAAAAUCUGAAGACAAUUUAAAAAUAAAGAAUGCCUACAUACCUACCCAGUCUAAAAAUUAUAGGUUGGCAACUGCAAACAAAGAUUUUUUUAAGCUUGGCCUUUUUGUUAUUUGUUUUAAGGGGUGAAGACUUUCGAAAGGACUUUGCUAGGAUACAAGAAUUGCUGGGUAUAUUCCCUCGAGUACCUGUGUCCCUUUUUACAGCAACAGCAUCACAAUCGACAAAGGAAAAGCUGGUAAAAAACCUUGGUUUAAGGAAUCCCACUUUCAUUUCCAAGAAUCCAGACAGACCAAACAUCAAGUAUUACAAAUACCAACGACUACCCAGCAUGCGACAAGAAGACGACCUUGACAAAAUUUUAGGAGAUAUUGUGACAGGUCUACAAAAGGACAGAAGACAUUAUCCUCUCACUUUCAUUUACACUGAUCUGGAGUCAAUUAGGUAUGGCUAUAGAUUUUUGGAGAACAAGUUAGGGAUUGAGUCUCCUGAGAACAGGUGUUAUGCACAGUACCAUACCCAUUAUCCAGAGAAUAUGAAAAAUUUUAUUAUAAGGGAACUGGGCAAAUCUGAUCCAAUAAUUAGAGUAGUUCUGGCAACGGUAGCCCUUGGGAUAGGUCUGCAUGCACCUGCGGUUCGAAAGGUCAUUCAUUUUAAAUGUCCUACCAGCAUAGAGAAAUACUUGCAAGAAACUGGUCGUGCAGGGCGAGAUGGGUUACCUGCCGAAGCAGUUUUGUAUGUCAAUAAAACAGAUGUUAGGAACAACAGACCCGGACUGCAAAAUUCCAUGCGCCAAUACGCUGUUAGUACAGACACCUGUUUGCGUGUGCAGUUGUUAAAGCAUCUAGAUUUUAAACCAGAUGUGGGAAACAAAAAAUGCAAAUGCUGUGAUGUAUGUGAAAUUUUAUGUUGUUGCUCUGACUGCGAAUUGUAACAUUGUGUCAUGGUAUUCCCUAGUGAGCACAACUUCAUUAUUUAAGUUCAUUCCCAGUAUUACAGGACCUAUUACCAGAUCACACUUCUCGUUACUACAAUUGUACUGUAAAAGGAUGGUGUGAUCUAUCCGCCUAGUAAACACUUGCAUGUACAUGAAAGACCUUGACUUGGUGAUGUAAAAAUGAAACAUUUGAUUUUUAUAUGAUUUUUAAUAUAUGAAAAGAAUUCAACUACUCGGGCACAUUUGUUAUGGAGUUUCAGUUGAAAUAUAUUCUUUCACUACAAAUUAUCUUCCAAUUAAACACAUAUAACAAAGAGGCCCAUUGGCCACAUUUCUCUCCUGAAUCAAUCAGCCCUAUUGUGUUUUCACAUGUAAAGUUUUGAUAACAGCGUGGGCCAUUGCCAUUCUACCUUUGAGGGUCAUUUGAAUCAACUUGAAUCUACACUAAUAAAACACUCUUGACAGUAAAAUUCACUUAUCAUAACUUUGCUAGCCUUGAGAAAAUUUAAAAAGAUUUUUCCUAUAAACUUGAAUCAACAAUAUUUGAGGAUUUAUCCCCAUAAAUAUGACUAAUCAUUGCUUUUCCAAUUUCUUAAGAUUCUUCCUUUAUAUUCCUAUGCUACACUGAUUGACCUUCACGGCC